UUAAAAAGAAAAGAAAAUUACGUAAAAAAAGAUUUUUAAUUUUUAAUACAGCCGGUACUAUUAAGCUGGUUUUUGGUUUUUCACAACCAAUUGAUUUUGGUUAUAAAAAUCCUUACCAACAAUUAAAUUCGUUGUGGAAUUUUCAAAUGCAAUAUCGUUUACCAACACAAUCAUUUGACAUUGUACAAUUAUAUAAAUUAAUAUUUUGGUAUUCUAAUGAAGAGAAGAAGAAAAGAUCUUUAACAUAUGAUAUAAGCCGAAAAUAUAUUUAUAAAAUUAUUGAAGUUAUAUUGGACAAAAUGGGGUAUGAUGGUAAAAAUUGUUUAUUAAAAUUGAUAUGUGAAAUUGCUAGAGAACCUAUUCAUGGAAAUUCAAUGAUUUAUCAAAUUUUAAAUACAAUACUGAGUCCAUUAAAUGGUUCAAUUGAUGAUGAUUACCUGGAAGCGAAAAGAGCUGGACUACAAUGGGCCAAUUGUUCAAGUUGCUUUUAUAAAUGCAUUAAUUUUAAUUUAUUAGAAAAAUUUUCCAUUUAUUUAUAAAGCUUGCGAUUGUAUAAUAAAAA
Condylostylus longicornis is the source of this 562-nucleotide messenger RNA. RefSeq lists its product as uncharacterized. Bases 147 to 539 code for a protein of 130 amino acids. NCBI's taxonomy places the organism in Eukaryota, Metazoa, Arthropoda, Insecta, Diptera, Dolichopodidae. The record is from RefSeq and is a predicted model, not a curated record. The transcript has 4 exons.